AUGUCAAAGCCAAUUCAGUCGACCGUGGUUUUUCAUUGCAACGAGGAGUUCCAGACCCGGAAGUCAAUGUGCCAGAGCGGCGAUGCAGUCGACGUGAAACUCUGGGUGAAGUCCACCACCUUCGAGCCGAGUCGGAUGCCUUCGCAUGCCCGUGGCAGCUCCUCUUGGGACGAGUUUCAGAUGACAAUGGCACAGGCCAUGACGGAGCAAUCCACGUCGUUGCGGCUGCUCAGGGCACACGUCUUGGACGUCUUUCCAAAGAAUGGCAGCCUAUUGGUGCAGUGGAUGAGCGAACAGGAGCAAGAUCCCAUCCUCGGAAGCAUCCCUGGGAUGAAGGUGGACGAAGAGGCCAUUGCGCUGGUUCCGUUGGGGUCUGCCUUCCGGGAUGGCGUGCUGUGCAGCAGUGCACCCAACGCUUUCAUCGAGAAGCUGCUCGAACCCAUGAGCUGCCAGGCGGAGUUUCUCGUGCAUGUCUCUGCGCUUUGCGCAGAUGGUCGUCUCGCGCCAGAACAGAACCGGCCAGCCCAGGCCAUUGCCUGCAUCGCCAACGAGAGCAUGCUUGAAGGACAAAUGCAACCCAGAUGA
This is a messenger RNA of Symbiodinium necroappetens, 585 nucleotides long. Lineage: Eukaryota; Dinophyceae; Suessiales; Symbiodiniaceae. The record is from the annotation of a GenBank genome assembly.